UUCACCAAUCAGGCCAUUGCAAUAAAGUGCAUUGACCAACCUGCUGCUGAUGUCGACUACUUUCGGCAGGGAGCAAGUCAGUCAGUCUCCUCAGUUGAAUAGAUGUUCACUUCCGCGUUUGUACUUUGAAGUGACUAGCACCGCGAUGCUAUCGGAGUUGUUUUGCCAUUCAUUGAACUAAAAUGGCGUCGCUGUUUAUCAAUUAGAUUUCUUUAUGUGAACGUGCCGCAGUGAUCACAUCCGAGUGAGUCAUAAACCAACAUAGCAAUGACAUUUUUAUAGCAUACAGUGAGAAUACGUUUCUAAAACGUUGCGUGGAAGACUAGCAAGUGUGAAAACAGAACACAAUAAUGCGCGAAUUCAAAGUGGUCGUGCUGGGCUCGGGUGGGGUCGGGAAGAGUGCGUUGACUGUGCAGUUUGUGUCCGGAUGUUUCAUGGAAAAAUAUGAUCCCACAAUAGAGGACUUCUAUAGGAAAGAAAUUGAGGUAGACAAUUCGCCAUGUGUUCUAGAAAUACUGGAUACUGCUGGCACAGAGCAGUUCGCCUCGAUGAGAGACCUAUACAUAAAAAAUGGCCAAGGAUUCGUCGUAGUUUAUUCACUAACUAAUCACCAAACGUUUCAAGACAUCAAGCCAAUGAAGGAAUUGAUAACGCGCGUGAAAGGUUCGGAGCGCGUGCCCAUCCUGCUGGUGGGGAACAAAGCGGACCUGGAGCACCAGCGCGAGGUGUCGCAGACCGAGGGCGCGGCGCUCGCGCAGAUGUGGGGCUGCCCCUUCGUCGAGGCGUCCGCCAAGAGCCGCACCAACGUCAACGAAAUGUUCGCCGAAAUAGUUCGCGAAAUGAACGUUAGUCCUGAAAAGGAAAAGAAAACUUAUUGUUGUUGUACAGUGCUUUAAUAUUUAGAGUGUAAUGUGGCAUUUAUUUCUCGUAAGACUGCAAGGGUGAGGCGGGAGCGUGCCCGUCUCGGCCCGACGGCCCGUCGGCCCCGGCUCCCUGGCGAGCGGCGGCGCGCCGGCCCCGACCGCUGGACCCUCGGCGGUCGCGAUGCGCGUCAUAUCACGUUGUUAAUAUCUUUGAUACAUACCAUUGUCCAAUCGAGGUGCUUUAUCUUAUAUUUUCAUACUUUAGUACUGGUAGAUACUCCCGCAGUAACCAUUAUCAUGUGAAUUGAACAAACAUCCCGAAUGGGAGCAUGCGUAAAGAACAGAAAAUCAUUGUUAGCUUGGUUUUGUACAUUGUCAACUGGGAAGCAUGCUAAAGAUGUGUCAGAUAAACAAACAAAAAAAAACAUGUAUUGUAAAUUAAUAUUAGUCAACUUUGUAUAUAAUUUCAUGAGAUUAUCGAUGUGGAAGGACAUGGACGGUUUAGAGAAUUAAAAGCCAUCCAAAUAUGCAAUAAACUAUUUGUGUAGAGUGAAGUGCGAUGAGUAAGAGUUACACCUAAGUCAUGUCGCAGAUUGUGUUUUGUUGUGUAAAUUAUGUUUAUAUGAGAAAAAUCAGUAAUCAAGGAAAUACAUUAAGUUUUAUCAGUUGCGUGAUUGUGUUUUAAAAGUCUACCAGGAUUUGUGAUAA
Molecule: messenger RNA, 1571 nt
Organism: Ostrinia furnacalis (Asian corn borer)
Lineage: Eukaryota; Metazoa; Arthropoda; Insecta; Lepidoptera; Crambidae
Gene: Rap2l
Product: Ras-associated protein 2-like
Exons: 1
Coding region: 351-896 (181 amino acids)
Biological process (GO): Rap protein signal transduction
Cellular component (GO): membrane
Molecular function (GO): GTPase activity; GTP binding
Source: RefSeq, a predicted model, not a curated record